CAAGCAAGAUCCAAGCCGAUACCUGCAUUAAAGUUGUCAUCCGGGGAUUAAACCAGUCUCGAGACCGACUCCAUUGUGACGUGAAACAUGAAAGUGAAAGUGAUCGACUCUGGCUCCUCCUAUCCUGUAGGACGUCAGCUCUCCGUUGCUAUGCGACAGGAGCGGUAAUCUAGAACACCUGAGGAAAUCCCGAGGAGGCGUGGCUUCGAGCUUCACGCGCUUCAGUUUGGGACACAGAUACAGUGGUCUGUGUUUGUUUCCACUAGCUGCUCGUGAAACGGAAGUUUAACACAUUAGAAGUAAGGACGUCCUCGUAUUUACUUCCGCGUUGAAAAAUAAAGUGCUUAGGUGUGUGUUCGUUGAAUGACCUCGUUCAAAGUACAAAUCAAAGUACCGCGAGAGCGAAAGUAAAGAGAACACAGAACCGUCAGUCGAUCUCGCGAUACUUUGAUGUUAUGCACCUUGUACUUUACAUGUGACGUUUACACCUGAUCGUUUUUUUCUGAUCGAAAAACCUUUAAAACUAUUAACCUAACCAUAAUUUUUAAUGUUUAUGCGGGGGGGAAGUUGUCUAGAAACUGAACGUUUUGAUCAAAGCAAGUCUUCAGCUGUGGAGCAGAAAGACACUUCCUUAUUCAUUCGUGAGUUGGUGAAGGACGAUGGCGUCUGUUAAAAAGCUGCUCUUGGACCAACUGAUGGAGCUGGCAGAAGAUGAACUGAAGAAUUUUCAUUGGCAUUUAGUGAAUUUUUAUCAAAAGUGCAUAUCAAAGUCUGAAUUGAAAAAUGCAGAUAGACUUGACACAGUAGAUAAGAUGGUGAUGUGUUUUGGACCAGAUGAAGCUGUGAAGGUCAUGGUAGACGUCCUGAGAAAGAUAAACCAAAAUGAUCUGGCUGAACAGUUGCAGAAUGAACACAAGCAAGCUCAGACUGAGGACAAUAUGAAGACAUCUGUCCCUGUUAGAGAGCUGCAAAAUGUCUUGAAAACUCACAAAAACAACAUGAAGAUGAAGGCAAAAUACAUUUUUGAGGGCAACAAAGAAACUGACACAGAUCUGAAAGCUGUUUACACAGAUCUGUUCAUCACAGAGAGAGAUAUAAAAGAUGUAAAUCAGGAACAUGAGAUUCUGAAGAUUGAUGAUGCUUUCAAGAGCAAAAAAACACUGAACAAACCAAUCAAAUGCAAUGAUAUAUUUACUGAACUGAGGAAAAACAAUGAGUUAAAGAUUGUGUUGACCAAAGGAGUCGCUGGCAUUGGAAAAACUGUGUCUGUGCACAAGUUCAUCCUGGACUGGGCCGAAGGAGAAUCUAAUCAGGAUAUAGACUGUGUGUUCCUGCUUCCAUUUAGAGAGAUCAAUGUGAUUAAAGAGAGAGAGGUCAGUCUCCAUGAGUUUCUGCUGAAAUUUAAUCCUGAAUUGAUGUUCCUGGAGAAAUCAAAGUUAUAUACAGAAUAUAAACUUGUGUUUAUAUUUGAUGGACUUGAUGAGAGUCGACUGCCUUUGAAUUUUGAAAGUGAUACAUUGAACACUGUUGAGGAAAGAUCAUCUGUAGAUGUGCUGUUUACAAGUCUGGUCAAAGGUAAACUGCUUCCAUCAGCUCUUGUCUGGGUCACAUCACGACCAGCAGCAGCCAAUCAGAUCCCUCCUCAGUAUGUAGGAUUGUUCACAGAAGUGCAAGGAUUCACUGACCAACAGAAGGAAGAGUACUUCAGAAAGAGAUUCAAAGAUCAGAGUCUGUCCUCCAGAAUCAUCUCACACAUUAAGACGUCUCGUAGUCUCUACAUCAUGUGCCACAUUCCUGUGUUCUGCUGGAUCACAGCCACAGUACUUCAGGAUAUUCUCACUGAGAACAAUGAAGAGAACAUCAGCACAACACUCACUGAAAUGUACAUUCACUUCCUGAGGAUACAGAUGAACAUGAAGAGUCAGAAAUAUGGCGAACAACAAGAAGGAGAAUGUUCAGAGCACUUACUUUUAAAUAGAGAGAUGAUUCUGAAGUUAGCCAAGCUAGCGUUUGAACAGCUGAAGCAGGAAAACAUUGUGUUCUAUGAGAAAGAUCUGAAAGCAUGUGGUAUUGAUGUGAGUAAAGAUGCUGAGUUCACAGGAAUGAUCGCUCAGAUCUUUAAGAAGGAAGUUGGACUUUAUAAGAGAAAGGUCUUCUGCUUUGUGCAUCUGAGCGUUCAAGAGUUCCUCGCUGCAGUGCAUGUGUUCACCUGUUACCUGAAAAAAAACAAGCAAGAGCUUAAGUUUUUCUUUGAGAAUUCACAAACUAAAGUCAUACAAAAUCUUACAUUUCCUUUUAGAAAGGUCAAAUGGCAUGACUUAACAGAGAGAGCCAUUGAAAAAGCAAUGCAGAGUAAGAGAGGGCAUCUGGACCUGUUCCUGCGGUUUCUGAUGGGAAUUUCACUGGAAUCCAGUCAAAAUCUGCUCAAAGGCCUGCUCACACACACCAAAGACACCACAGAGAGCAUCAGAAAUCUAAGUGCACACAUUAAAGAAUUACAACAACAGGACAUCUCAGAUGAAGCUUCAGUCAACCUGUUCUACUGCUUACUUGAACUGAAAGAUCAUUCAUUAUAUGAGGAAAUACAGAGUUACCUCAGUUCAGAUGAACAUCCAGGAAGAGAUCUCUCGUCUUCAAUGUGCACAGUGUUGACCUACAUACUACUGAUGUCAGAGAAGGUGCUGGAUGAGUUCAACCCAAAGAGGUUCACAUCAAAACUAGGAGACUACAGGAGACUCAUUCCAGCUGUGAGAUGCUGCAGAAAAGCUCUAUUUGAAAGUUGUGGUUUUGAUGAAACAUGCUGUGAAACUCUGUCUUCUGCUCUACAAUCAUCAAACCAUCUGACAGAGCUGGACCUGAGUAACAAUGAUCUGCAGGAUUCAGGAGUGAAGCUGCUUUCUGAUGGACUGAAGAGUUCACACUGUAGACUGAAGAUAAUAAGGUUGUCUGGCUGCAUGGUGACAGAGGAAGGCUGUGGUUAUGUGUCUUCAGCUCUGACUUCAAACCCCUCACACCUGAGAGAGCUGGAUCUGAGCUACGAUCAUCCUGGAGAUUCAGGAGUGAAACUGCUCUUUGAAAAACUGGAGGAUCCAAACUGCUCACUAAAUAAACUCAAUGUUGAGCAUGGAGGAGAAUCCAGGAUUACAGCAGGACUCAAGAAAUAUGAGUGUUUUUUCACACUGGAUCCAAACACAGCACACACUCAUCUCAUUCUGUCUGAGGAGAACAGAAAGGUGACAGAUGUGUCUCAGUCUCAGUCGUAUCCUGAUCAUCCAGACAGAUUUGAUGGUGUGUGUCAGUUGUUGUGUAGAGAGAGUGUGUGUGGACGCUGUUACUGGGAGACCGAGUGGAGUGGAGUUGUGUUUAUAUCAGUGUCAUAUAAGAACAUCAGCAGGAAGGGACCGGGUGAAGAGUGUGUGUUUGGAUCUACUGAUCAGUCCUGGAGUUUGAUCUGCUUUCCUCACAGUUACUCCUUCAUACACAAUAAGAUAAAGACUGAUCUCUCUGUGAAGCCCAUCAUCAUCAGAAGAAGAAGAACAGGAGAGUAUGAAGAUAUCUACAGAGUAGGAGUGUACGUGGAUGAGAGCGCAGGAACUCUGUCCUUCUUCAGCGUCUCUGACUCAAUGAGACUCAUCCACACAGUCCAGACCACAUUCACUCAGACACUCUGUCCUGGGUUUUAUGUUGGUUAUAAAUCCUCAGUGAAACUGUGUUGAUGAAUC
Puntigrus tetrazona (Sumatra barb) is the source of this 3722-nucleotide messenger RNA. Its product is annotated as NACHT, LRR and PYD domains-containing protein 3-like. The record is from RefSeq and is a predicted model, not a curated record. Gene Ontology annotation, molecular function: protein binding. NCBI's taxonomy places the organism in Eukaryota, Metazoa, Chordata, Actinopteri, Cypriniformes, Cyprinidae. The transcript is spliced from 8 exons. Bases 660 to 3716 code for a protein of 1018 amino acids.